Molecule: messenger RNA, 2162 nt
Organism: Actinia tenebrosa (Australian red waratah sea anemone)
Lineage: Eukaryota; Metazoa; Cnidaria; Anthozoa; Actiniaria; Actiniidae
Source: RefSeq, a predicted model, not a curated record
UCGGCUUGUGUUGAAAUCCACUGUCGCCAUAGCGAGUAACAAAGUAUUUUAGACUAGAAAAUGGUAUAUUAGGACGGAAACCCUGCAGGUGAAUAAAAAAACUAUACGUGGGAUAAAGUAUUCCAUUUUGAAGGGAAAUAAUUUGCUUUAUAAAGAACAUUUGAGUCUACAUUUCCGAUUUGCCCUCUUGAGCAGCAGCAUGUCUGCCCAGACUUGGUUGUGAUGAAGAAACAUCAGUGAUUUUCGACAGUAUAUGUUUUAAUAGCAUGUUACAAUUCCCUACGAACAACAGAAGAAAGAAAAUGGAGACUUCCAUUGUUCCUGGAAAUGAUAUUUUGGACAAAAAAUGGCAGAAAAUAACAUACGAAAAGCACAGGAAAAGAUUAGAUCAAAUCAAAGGAACAGUGCGAGACCAGAACAGAUUAAACUUCAACUACGAGGAAGUUCAGCUACAGAUGAAAAUGCGACGAGCAAUAGCGGAGGAGAGACGUCAGGCGCUAAUUGACAGAGAGAAUCGAAAGCUUUUAGAAAGACUUGUGCAGAUCACUACGACACAAAGAUCCUAUUUCCCUGAUACAGGCUUGCAUAACAGUAAGAAAUCCAAGAAGAGUAAGAAACAAAACGAGAAGAAAAAGAAUGAAAGCCCUGCUGAAUCCAAGGUGGUUUCCUUACCUCCAAUCAACACACAAGACAAAGAGGCCAAAUAAUGUUGUAUGAAAUACAGAGAUUAUAAUGAAGAGAAUUUACUAAUAUUAGAGAAAGUGAAAGAAUUACACCUAAGGUUGUUAAACACUGUAGUGGACAUGUAUAUUGUUCCUUGCGUCUUGUUAGUGACACGGCAUUACAGCAGUAACACUCUGAAACACGGCGUAUAGCUGUUGCAGGUAAUGUUGCAUAGAUAGGGCGAUGUAAAUGCAAAGUUGCAUACAAGACGAAAAAAGACGCAAAGAUCAUGAAUGCGGAGAUCAAGACCUUCUUGGGACUUGCACCAUUAUGGUAGAGUGCAAACCAUAUAUCCGUAAAAAAAUCGUAAGAAAUUUCACAAAUUAAUAAUUUUAGUAGACCUACAAAACUUUGCGCUAAUUUGUUCAAAGAAGAUAUAACUAGCUCAAAACUAGUGUGAGCUGCGUCGGUGUUUCUAAUGAAACAGUAAUGAUAAAAGGUAAAUUAUACAUCUUUUCACGGCGUAUAAUUUACCUUCUUAUCAUUGCUAAUUUGUUCAGUUUUGCUAGUUGACUUUUUUAACGGACAUCAUGAAACGUAGUUAUUCUGGCAUAUUUAAUAGGAUGCGGCUGUAAGUUGUUAGAUAUCAUGGCUAUGAGGAUGGCCAAUAUCACCCCAAUAUGUCCGAAGGUUUGGCGAUUUAUGGAUUGUAAUCAGACAAUACCGAACCAAUCGUCAGUGAGGCAGUUUACUCAGUGGAAUUAAAGCUUGUCCCACAAACAAGUGUCUGUUUUAAAGAGUGCUACAAGGAAUACGAGGCAACUUUCUAUUCUUUUAAUUUUCACAGGACAGUAAACUAUUACAUAAAUUGAAACAAUUUAUAAUCAUUUUUCAGUGAUCAGUUUUAAAUUCAGAGAUAUCCUAGCUAAUUUCUUUGUUGAUCUAGUAGAACAUAGCAACGGUAACCAAGGUAAACAAGUAAGCAACACAGAAUACAUCAUUUAAAUAUUAAUAUAGUUGACUUAAAAUUCUGUGUUUGAUCGUACUUUUAUUAAGGAUAGUUUAUAAAUAUAAUAUUAUAACAUAACUAAGAUAUAACACGCACUCUGCCUCGGCUCCGCCUCGUGCAACUCCUCGCUACCAUCGUGCUCUCCCAACUAUUCGCGUACACCAUAAAUAGAUUUACGCACGCUAAGCAUUGAUUAUUGCUUAAUUGAACCUCAAUUAACGGAGUCAGAAAGCAUUGUAAAAGUCUUGUGAUGAUGUAACAUAUGUUGCCCUUAGUCCUUUUAAAUGAGAUAUGUACACUUAUAGGAAAAUAAGAAAGCCAAACAUUAAUAUAUUUGAUGUUGAUUACUGGACAUAAAUAUUCAUCACUAGAUGAAGAUAAGUAGGGUUUUACCUUAAUAUUAUGUAACUUUUUAGGGAAAGUCUAUUCUUUUAAAAGAUGUGAAUUGGAAAGGGAUUCUUUGCAAUAAAACAUAGAUGCCCUCUCCACA